Molecule: messenger RNA, 1695 nt
Organism: Trachemys scripta elegans
Lineage: Eukaryota; Metazoa; Chordata; Testudines; Emydidae
Gene: AK1
Product: adenylate kinase 1
Exons: 13
Coding region: 8-1624 (538 amino acids)
Biological process (GO): ATP metabolic process; nucleoside triphosphate biosynthetic process
Cellular component (GO): cytoplasm; cytosol
Molecular function (GO): nucleoside diphosphate kinase activity; AMP kinase activity; ATP binding
Source: RefSeq, a predicted model, not a curated record
CCAGAGCAUGUUAACGGGCUUGAUGUAUUACUGCCCUGAGGACCCCAUCGACUACCUGGAGCGCUGCUUGCAGAAGGUUCGGGAGCUGGGUGGUCCUGAGAAGGUGCAAUGGGACACUUUCAUUGGCCAGGAGCGGCGGACCCUACCCCCCAUCAAUGGCGGGCAAGGGAAGAAACCCAUUUUCUGGACAGACCCUCUUGCAGGGCCAUACCGCCGGUAUGGGUGCCUGCCACCCAUCCAGAGCCAGUUCUCCAUCGAGAGUGACUCGGACAUGACAGAGUCCACUGGACUGAUCCAGGAGUAUGACAUCUUCGACCCCAGUAGACCACGCCCCAAAAUCAUCUUUGUGAUUGGGGGCCCUGGCAGCGGGAAGGGCACUCAGAGCACCAAGAUGGCCUCCCACUUCGGCUUCGUCUGCAUCUCGGUCGGUGAGAUCCUGCGCAACCAGCUGAUCCACCACGCCACCAGCGACAGGAAGUGGGAGCUGAUCGCCAAGAUCAUCGCCAACGGGGAACUGGCCCCGCCCGAAACUACCAUCGAGGAGCUGAAGCAGCAGUUCAUUAAGCAGCAAGACGCCAACGGCUUCGUGGUGGACGGGUUCCCGCGGGAGAUAGGACAGGCCUUCACCUUCGAGGAGCAGAUAGGCUCCCCAGACCUGGUGGUUUUCUUGGCCUGCUCCAACCAACGUCUCCGGCAGCGUCUGGAGAAACGGGCGCAGGAGCAGGGCCGGCCGGACGAUAACGCCCAUGCCAUUGACCGGAGGGUGGAGACCUUCAAGCAGAACAUCCCACUGAUUGUGAAAUAUUACCAGGACAAGAGCGUCAUCGUCCGGUUUGACGCAGACAGAGAGGAGGACGACGUAUUUGGUGACAUCAGCUCUAUGGUUCAGGAGCGGCUCUUCCCACAUGGCAUCGAUGCAGCAGGGUCCCCGCAGUUGGCUCUGUUAGACUCGCCUUAUGGUGCAGACAGAGAACAGCCUCAGGAGGAAGAUGAGGAAGGGCAGACUGAAGAGCUUCUCUGCCCAGAUUUCCUCAGGAUGGCAACAGAAAAACUGAAGGACAGCAAAAUCAUCUUCGUGGUGGGCGGGCCCGGCUCAGGAAAAGGGACCCAAUGCGAGAAGAUUGUCCAGAAGUAUGGCUACACCCACCUGUCCACCGGUGACCUCCUGAGGGCAGAGGUCAACUCUGGCUCGGAGAGGGGCAAGAAGCUCUCUGCCAUCAUGGAGAAGGGAGAGCUGGUGCCCCUGGACACGGUGCUUGAUAUGCUGCGAGAUGCCAUGGUGGCCAAGGCAGAUGUCUCCAAGGGGUUCCUGAUUGAUGGCUACCCCCGAGAGGUGAAACAAGGCGAGGCGUUUGAGAAGAAGAUCGCCCCCCCAACGCUGCUGCUCUACGUGGAUGCCGGGAAGGACACCAUGGUCAAGCGUUUGUUGAAACGGGGUGAGACCAGCGGGCGGGUGGAUGACAAUGAGGAGACGAUCAAGAAGCGCCUGGACACUUACUACAAGGCCACUGAGCCGGUCAUCACGUUCUACGAGAAAAGAGGGAUCGUCCGGAAGCUGAACGCAGAAGGCUCCGUGGACGACGUGUUCGUACAGGUCUGCACUCAUCUGGAUGCCCUGAAGUAAAGCACGAAAGGGACCCCCCGCCUCUAACCCCUUCCCACCCAGAGAGAACAUCACCCCCCUCCCCCCCCCCC